UAAAGGUGUAAUUUGUUCAUCUGAUCUUUGCCAAAAGCUUAUCCCAUACAGUGUACUUUGACCCCUUUACAGAACAUGUGUUUCUCUCAGAGUGGCUACAUGGUGUACGCUAUACUUGUGUCACUCGUUCUAGCUGAUUUAGCAAAAAAUAUUAGUGGAGAAAAACAGCAUCAUAGCCAUGGAGAAAAGUAUUCAGGGAGUGGGUCGGUGCAAGUUCUCAUUUUGGUUUGCUGUAUUUCAUGAUGUAUUGGGAUUCCUGAUCCUCUUGUCUGGUGUGUUUUGGGAUAUCUUCUUCAACGACCUUCUGAUCUACUCUGGAGCUGUGGUCAUUUUUCUCAGCCUUAUCUGGUGGGUGUUUUGGUACACUGGGAACAUUGAGGUGCCUCCUAAUGAGCUGGAGGACGACAUCACUUUGUACAAAAGGACCAAGGGAAUUUCUGGAGUGGUGCGCAAAGUCUCUGAUCGUCUCUCAAAUGGACUUAGUUCAUUCAGGAAAAUUGGGAGAGGCAAUGCCCCAAGGGGGAACUCGCAUCAAAAAGGCACCAUCAACACAAAUAUCUGUAUGAUCUCCUAUACAAACACUCAGCCACUGGGACCAUCUAACAAUCUGAACAGGGAACCGUUAUCCAUAUAAUCCACAGGUAAACAAAUGAGAUAUUAUUCAGCCUACAGACACUUUCUUUUGACACUAAUUCCCACUAACAUUGAUCAUAUUUAUUUAAGUCAUCAUGCCACUUUUGCAAUCUGUUAAUUAUUACCUGUACUGCAGCACCAGUUGGUUGCUUGAUGGACUCAAAAAACAUUUACAACAGUUCUUUGCAGACUUUGCACUACAAUGAACAGAACUGAUCAGUUGUAAUAUCCACCUGU
Tachysurus vachellii is the source of this 870-nucleotide messenger RNA. Its product is annotated as transmembrane protein 238-like. The record is from RefSeq and is a predicted model, not a curated record. The transcript has a single exon. The coding region runs from base 179 to 634 and encodes 151 amino acids. NCBI's taxonomy places the organism in Eukaryota, Metazoa, Chordata, Actinopteri, Siluriformes, Bagridae.